Molecule: messenger RNA, 3508 nt
Organism: Harpia harpyja (harpy eagle)
Lineage: Eukaryota; Metazoa; Chordata; Aves; Accipitriformes; Accipitridae
Gene: DDRGK1
Product: DDRGK domain containing 1
Exons: 9
Coding region: 58-957 (299 amino acids)
Source: RefSeq, a predicted model, not a curated record
CCCCCCCUCAUUCCACCCCCCACCCUGCGGCCGGUGUGGGCGGGGCCGGGCCGGAGGAUGGACGCGGCGCUGCUCGCCGCCGCCGCCGUGCUCCUCGCCGUCCUCCUCUUCUUCGCUACCCGCCUCCGCGAUCAAGCGAGGGCAGCUGAUGAGGAACACCAGCAAAAUGUGGCAGCGGCAGCAGCAGCAGCCAGGCCCCGGCCCCAUACUGAAGAGCGGGGAGAUGGGAUGCCAAGGCGCCGGAGGAACAUGGGAAACCGGAUGAUGGCCCAGAGGAGAGCGCAGCAGGCGGAAGACUGGGUGGAAGAGGACGAUGAUGCUGAGGAGGUGCCAGAAUUUCAGGUGUCUGGGAAAAUUGGAGCAAAGAAGCAGAGGAAAUUAGAAGAGAAACAAGCCAGAAAAGCACAGAGAGAGGCUGAAGAAGCAGAGCGAGAAGAACGGAAAAAACUUGAGUCAAAAAGAGAGGAGGAAAGGCGAAAAGAAGAGGAGAGAAUACGUCUUGAGGAAGAACGACAGGAGGAGGAAAAAAGGAAAGCAAAGGAAGAAGAGGAGAAGAGAGAGUAUGAAGAAUACCUGAAGCUGAAGGAGAGUUUUGUAGUUGAAGAGGAAGGGGUUGAAGAAUCAAUGACAGAGGAAGAGUCUCGCAGCUUUCUAAUGGAAUUUCUCCAAUAUGUUAAGAAAACAAAGGUAAUCCAGCUGGAGGACUUGGCUUCACAUUUGGGUUUACGAACACAGGAUGCAAUUAACAGAAUCCAGGACCUGAUGGCAGAUGGCACUCUAACAGGUGUGAUUGAUGACAGAGGAAAGUUCAUCUACAUCACUCCAGAGGAGAUGGCUGCUGUGGCUCAGUAUAUCAAACAGAGAGGACGAGUCUCCAUCGCAGAGCUGGCCCAAGCAAGCAAUUCCCUGAUCAACCUCCAGCCUGACAGCCAAGCUGUUGCUCCAACUGUGGCAUGAAAUUGUGGCGUGAGAAAAAUACAGCAGGAGUUUAACCUUUUAACGAAUAAGCCACGUAAUUAAAAACAAACAAGAACUCCUCUAGUCCAUUCAUGGUGCUUGAAGAUAGGAUGCUCUUUUUAAGCAUCAGCUGCAAGACUUGAUCAAAAGUUUUGCUUUUCAUUCUGUUAGAGCUGGUAUAAAAUAAGACAGCCGUUUGUACAAUAGAGGCUAGCUAAGAACUUGGGGCUAAAAUGCUCCUGUACCCCAGGAAUACCAGUAAUUUAUAAAUGUUUACUUUAUCUUGGCAGUCAGUCUUAUGUGGCUAUACCCAAACUUCUUAUUGUUUCCAGAUUCUGAUGUCUGUUUCAAAUAUAUUUGGUUUUAAUUGCAUUCAGAAUUCUCCAGGCUUGCUCUGCACUUACAGAGCUGUUGUGGUGGGUUAACCCUGGCUGGACACCGGUGCCCACCAAAGCCAUUCUAUCACUGCGCCCCCCCCCCUCAGCUGGAUAGGGAAGAGAAAAUAUAGCAAAGGGCUUGUGGGUCAAGAUAAGGACAGGGAGACAUCACUCAACCAAUUACCGUCACGGGCAAAACAGACUCAACUUGGGGAAAAUUAACUUAAUUUAUUCCCAAUCAACCAGAGUAGGGUAAUGAGAAAUAAAACUAAAUCUCAAAACACCUUUCUUCCACACCUCCCUUCUUCCCGGGCACAGCUUCACUCCUGGAUUCUCUACCUACCCCCUGCCAGCGGCGCAGAGGGAUGGGGAGUGAGGGUUAUGGUCAGUUCAUCACACAUUGUCUCUGCCACUUCAUCCUCUUCAGGGGCAGGACUCAUCACACUCUUCCCCUGUUCCAGCGUGGGGUCCCUCCCAUGGGAGACAGUCCUUCACGAAUUUCUCCAACGUGGGUCCUUCCCACAGGCUGCAGUUCUUCACGAACUGCUCCAGCGUGGGUCCCCCACGGGGUCACAAGUCCUGCCAGCAAACCUGCUCCAGCAUGGGCUCCUCUCUCCACGGGGCCACAGGUCCUGCCGGGAGUCUGCUCCAGCGCGGGCUUCCCACGGGGUCACAGCCUCCUUCGGGCAUCCCCCUGCUCUGGCGUGGGGUCCUCCCCGGGCUGCAGGUGGAGAUCUGCUCCCCCGUGGACCUCCCUGGGCUGCAGGGGGACAGCCUGCCUCACCAGGGUCUUCCCCACGGGCUGCAGGGGAAUCUCUGCUCCGGCGCCUGGACCAUCUCCUCCCCCUCCUUCUGCACUGACCUGGGGGUCUGCAGGGCUGGUGCUCUCACAUGUUCUCACUGCUCUCUCUGGCUGCUGUUUCUGUGCCCAGUGCAGCUUUUUUUCCUUUCUUAAAUAUGUUAUCACAGAGGCACUACCACUAUCGCUGAUGGGCUCGGCCUUGGCCGGGAGCGGGUCCGUCUUGGAGCCGGCUGGCAUUGGCUCUGUCGGACAUGGGGGAAGUUUCUAGCAGCUUCUGACAGAAGCCACCCCUGUAACCCCCCUGCUACCAAAACCUUGCCACACAAACCCAAUACAGCUGUAUAAGUUUGCGACAAUGACAUAUACAGCUCAGAAUAAUAGGUGUAUGGGGGUAAGACUUGCAGAUUUUGUCUUCUGUAUCAACACUGGAAGGAUAGAGUAAAAAGAAAAUACUGCAAAUGUGUCUUUGUCCCUACUGAAAUAUAUAUUGAAACCCUAGAAAGGGUGCUUGCUAUGUUGUGAGAACUUCCAGAGGUCAUUUCAGAAAACCUUUGCUAUAUAAAUGUUUUGCUUGGUUUCUAUAAUGUAAGAAGUUCAUUCGCAGCCAAGCUGCGUUAUUUUUCUGUAGCCAAGAGAUAGAAACACCUCCAGGGAAAGGCUAACUUGCCUCAUUUAUUGUGCAGGCCAAUUCUUCUGAUACCAACCAGAUUCUGAUGAUUCAUCCUUUGAAGUGAGAGCCAGCUCAGUGUGUCUGAAGGCUUCAGACACCGCAGCCCCAUGGCCUUUGUAUUCUGGAUGUUUCGGGGUUGGGUUUUUUUUUUUUAAAUAAAAAAGUUCAGGCACUAGGAGUCAUGCAAUUAAUGUUACAAGUAAAUGAUUAUUAAUGUAUUAAUUGUAGGGGUCAAUAUAUUUCCUGCAUAAGAAUAUUUAUUUUUUUAAUAGCCUAACUGAUGCUAAUUCUGCUUUCUGAAAUCAACAGAAUCUAUGUGGGUAUACAGUAACUGGGGAGGGCAAGAGGUGAUACGCUAGUUUUGUCUCUGCCAAACUUAGAGAUAACUUGAGUAGACUAAAAGCUGCAUUAUCAGUGAGAUGAGAUAGCAAUAAAACAAUGGAAGGAAGCAUAUUUCCUUUUUAAUCUCUGCACUACUGCUGAAUGCGAUACUCUGCAGGAGUGCCGAGUUACAGUGCAGCACCACACAUUGAUGUGAAAGACUGGUACAUCAUUACUGUGUUGCACAACAAUAACCAGCAGAGAGAUUACAUCAGAUUUGAGGCUUGUAAAGUCUCUUAAUCAUUCAAAGUCUGAUUUUGCCAUGGUUUUUUUGUUCUGUCCUAAACUAUUCUUGUAAUAAACAAUAUUGAAAGAAUUGCA